AUGGCAGAUGAGGAAGCUGCUCCGGUUAGGACUCUUCAGGACUAUUUGAAUCCGGAACGGGUCACUCAGUUGUCAUCGAUAGUUUUUCCACGGCCCACCACUGUUGCAAACACAUUCGUGUUCAAGUCAGACUAUCAUCGUUGCAUUCCAUUCUUCCAUGGUAUGGAGCGCGAGGAUCCGUACCAACAUAUCAGGGAAUUUGAGGAAGUUCUCCAAUCGUUCGUCAGCGGGGAGGAUAAGGCUAAGACGUGGUUUCACUCUUUGAAGCCUCAAUCUUUGAACACAUGGGGGGAAGGGCAAGAUGUUUUUCAUAAGAAAUUCUUCCCAGCAAGCCGAACAAAGCUCUUGAUGGAUCAAAUCCAGGGUUUCAAGCAACGUGAGGGAGAAGCUUUCCACCAGUAUUGGGAGCGUUACAAGGAUUUGCUUUCUGCGGUUCCUCACCACAACUUUGCCUUGUAUCAACUGAUUCACUACUUUCAUAUGGGCUGCACGCAACAAAGCAAGCAACUGCUUGACACCAUGUGCUCUGGAGGAUUCAUGAAUAAGUCACUCGAUGAUGGUUGGGAUUACUUAGAUGAGUUGGCCAAGAAGUCUCUGACUUGGAAUUAUGAAGAUGCUGGUGAUAGAGCUAUGGCUAGCCAAGGUCCCGGUGGAUCUGGAAAGUUCUCCAUAAAUGAGCACAAUGCUAUCGAAACACAGAUGGAGCAACUAGCACAAAAGUUGGAAAAGUUGGAGUUGAAAGGGAUAAAGGAAGUUAAGGCAGAGCAAGCGGUAGAGGAGAUGUGUGCUAUAUGUGAAACAUCGGGCCAUUCCACCGACAAUUGCUUGUCUAUUCCCACUCUCAGGCAACAUUACAAUAACCUCAACCUCCCGCUCGAAGAGGUUAGUGUGGUGAACCAACGAUUUGAAUCUUUUCCCCAAAACUUUAACCAAAGUCAACGACAACAUCCGGGAUUCCGUUGGAACAAUCAGAUUGAAGGCGGACCAUCUCAAGCACCUCAUGUUUCUCAAAUGCAACCAUGGCGGCUUGCUCAAGGCCAAGGGCAGCCUUGUUUUCCUCAAGGGCCGCCAGGUUUUGCACCGUCCGGCCCGUUUCAAGGAUCUAACCAAUAUCAACCCCCGCCAAGGCGAUCUUUGGAGGAUACUCUCCAAACCUUCAUGCAAGCUCAAUCGAAUUACAAUGAAAAUAACACCCAGAUGAUGGGGGAGUUGAAGAACCAAAUGGGAAAGAUAACCACAUCUAUAGGGCUUCUCCAACAAGAAAGGGGCAAGUUUCCGACCCAGCCACAAGCUAAUCCACAAGGUCAACUUCUCAUUGGUAGUUCUUCCAUACCACCGCCCGAGCAAGCUCAAGCAAUUAUCACUCUAAGGAGUGGCAAGGCGGUUGACAACCUCGUUGUCAAUCCACCGGCUACACGUAUUUUAGAACCAGCCUCGACAUCAACAAGUUCUACAACGCUUGGGGAAUCUCCCAAGUCCUCUCCAGAAGAAGACGGGGAAUCUCCCGUGCAAGGUUCAAAGGAAGCUGAGGCCACUCCAAGCCAACAGGAUUCUCCCGUUUUGGCACCCUAUCCUUCUCGACUGAAAAAGCCGGCUCACCCAUCCAAGGAUGCCGAUAUACUUGACGUGUUCAAAGAGGUCAAUGUUAACAUUCCUUUAAUGGACGCCAUUAAGCAAAUUCCUUCUUACGCUAAGUUCUUGAAGGAUUUGUGCACCCAAAAACGCAAGCUUAAUGUGCACAAGAAGGUGCUUCUUACCGAGCAAGUUAGCCAAAUUUUCCAAGCAAAUCUUGCACCUAAAUACAAAGACCCCGGAUGUCCUACAAUUGCAAUUACUAUUGGGGGUAAGAGAGUAGAGCAAGCUCUUUUGGAUUUGGGAGCGAGUGUAAAUUUGCUACCUUAUUCGGUGUAUCAAGAGUUGGGUUUGGGGGAGAUGAAGCCUACGCGGGUUACUCUUCAAUUGGCGGAUAGGAGUAUCUGA
Messenger RNA from Rhododendron vialii, 1980 nucleotides. RefSeq lists its product as uncharacterized. NCBI's taxonomy places the organism in Eukaryota, Viridiplantae, Streptophyta, Magnoliopsida, Ericales, Ericaceae. Bases 1 to 1980 code for a protein of 659 amino acids. The record is from RefSeq and is a predicted model, not a curated record. The transcript is spliced from 2 exons.